AGGUUGAACGAAGUAUUGAAAGGUUUAUUUGAACGUGACAUGAAUGGACCACUGAAUUCGUUCUAUCGCAAACGUGUCGUCGAAGAGAUGGGCAUAUCGAUGACGUUCAAUGGUAAUCUGGAAGAGCUGAACUACGACCGAGUGAUACCCGAGCAAAUUCGAAUGCGUAAAGGCAUUCACAUUAAAGUGAAACAACAGAUAAUCACCUAUUUAAUUGGCUACAUAAGACGUACACGAUUGACGUAUAUUGCUGAGGAGUACGCACCUGAAUUGGUGGAUAUAUUGCACAAAUAUCCUAAACAUAACUCAGUACCACUGAAUCUGUUGUAUCAAAUCAUCAAUCGAAUCGCAGUCAAACAACAAUGGAAACGUUAUUUGCCGUUAGCAUCGAAACUGAAAUAUCGAAUUUAUGAACGUCGUGAAUUGAUCAUUAAACGUGCCGCCAAUAACAUCCAACUCAAUCAACAUUUAACGUUGCAAAAACAGUUACUUACUGUUAGUGGUGAUAAUAACAAUGAUAGUGAUAGUAAUAGCAAUGAUAAUAAGAUACCGAUUGCUUCUGCAACUGCCAUUGUUAAUACCGGAUCAUUAGUAUCACCAACUCAAGCCACCAUAGCAACAACAUCGGCAACCACAACAGAUACUUCGAACACUGUUCAAUCUAAUUCAUUAUUUGAACGAAAUGGCAAUUCAUUGAGCAAAUGCGACACUGAGGAAGGACAAACAGCCGUCUCGUCAACAACCUACGCAUUACCGUCAUCGUUGUUGCCGUGCUCAUCGAAGACAAAUGCGACCGAUAUCGGUCAGGGUCCGUCGGAUGCGAAGAGUUCUACGUUUAUGGAAACAAUGAAAACAAAAUUGAAGGAUCUGAACGCGGACGAGAUGAAUCAGCUGAUGCAUCGUAUCAAUGAACAUUAUCCUGAGAGAUAUGAUGAAGAAAAAAAUUUGCAUUGGAAUGAUCAGGUCCAUUGGGAUCUCGAAACGGGAGAGACCAAACAGAAAUUAAAAAAACAAGUUCAAGACUACUUAAAACGUUAUUGUGGUAUGAGAACGAGCAGAAUCAAUCGUCACGAUAGGGGAACAGCAGUGAAAGAGCAUUUCUACGAAUUUGCUACACGAACACAGCAAUUAAUGGAAACGUCUCCGUCCCAAGCUCUCACAACUCGUGAAGUGAAAUUCUCGAGAGCGUCUCUGUGUCCAUGCUUUUCACCGAAUGUUAGUGAUGAUGAGGUGGAGGAGUCAGAUGAACGAUUAUUCGCCAGUAAUGAUUCGUAUACAGUCACUAGUCAAAAUGCUGUUAAUUCUACGAGUGAGAAUGGUAAUGAUAAUCGAGCAUCAGCCCAGCAAAACAUCUCGUCGAGAGGCAAUAAUAAUGGUGAUGUGAUAAUACAAGAUGAACCGUAUGUAGUGCAUUCAUCAGUUGAUUAUACGAAUUGUUUGGUGCCUAAGCAGGAUCGUAUAACAGCAUCUUGUUAUUACUGGGGUGUUAUGGACAGAUACGAAGCAGAAGCAUUGCUCGAAAAUAAACCUGAAGGCACAUUUCUACUACGUGAUAGUGCACAGUCAGAAUAUCUCUUUUCGGUCUCAUUUCGUCGUUACAAAAGAACACUUCAUGCACGUAUCGAGCAGAAGAACCAUCGUUUCAGUUUCGAUUUCUCGGACACUUCCAUCUUUUCUGCAGAUAACAUCAUUGAUCUGAUUGCAUAUUACAACGAUCCUGCAAAAUGUCUCUUCUUUGAGCCGCAGCUGUCGAUACCAUUACCGAGGAAUUUCGUGUUUUCUCUACAGAUAAAAACCUUUCAGCAUAUUUGCCGUUCGUAUAUAGCAAGUUUAACUUGUUUUGAUGGUGUCAAUCAACUGAAUCUCCCCGUGUCACUGAAGCAAUAUAUUCAAGAGUAUUACUACAAGCAUCCCGUGAAAACAGUCAAUCAUGCCUUCAAU
Messenger RNA from Anisakis simplex (herring worm), 1941 nucleotides. The record is from the annotation of a GenBank genome assembly. NCBI's taxonomy places the organism in Eukaryota, Metazoa, Nematoda, Chromadorea, Rhabditida, Anisakidae.